ACCAAAAACAAAACAAUUGAAUGGUACAAAACUAUUCAAAAAUAUAUAUAGGAGUAUUUUAAACAAGGAAAUGCUGCUAAAAUUUUUAUAGAGAUCAGCAGGAAGAAGGUGGCAAUUUGAACUUUCUUUCAACUGAUGUUGAUAUGUUAAAAACCUUCUCCAACUAAUUGGCAGAAAAUCAGAAAGACAAGGUUUUGCUUCUUGUUGAUGAGCGCAUUAUAGCUCUGCUUGUGUAAGCCAAAGUCGGUUCACUAUCUUAUUAUGCGAUUUUUAUAAUCGUUGAUAUUGCUUGAAAAUUAGUGGAUAGACUCUAUUGGGGAUCUACUACUAUAGUAUUCUUUUUUUUCUUUUUCUUUUUGAGGUGAGAACUGAGAAGGAAAGACAAACACUUGGGAAUUGUUUUAGCCCACCGAGGUUGUUUGUUUGAGCAUGUCUGUUGCUUUGUUGUGGGUUGUUUCUCCAAAUUCCGAGGUCUCAAAUGGGACAGGAUUCUUGGAGUCAGUCCGGGAAGGGAACCGGCUUUUCGAAUCAUCCAGGUUCCCAGCUCGGGACAGGAAUUUGAUGUGGAAGGGGAGAAUCAAGAAAAGUAGGAGACAGAGGUGGAAUUUUGGGUCUUUAAAUGCAGAUUCCAGAUAUUCGUGCUUGGGAGGAUCAAGAAAUGAAGAUGGAAGCAGUUUUUCUAUACAGUCCAGUUUGGUGGCUAGUCCAGCUGGAGAAAUGGCUGUGUCAUCAGAAAAAAAGGUGUAUGAUGUUGUAUUGAAGCAGGCAGCUUUAGUGAAGAGACAGCUGAGAUCUACUGAUGAUUUAGAAGUGAAGCCGGAUAUUGUUAUCCCCAGGAAUGUAGGCUUGUUGAGUGAAGCAUAUGAUCGUUGUGGCGAAAUAUGCGCAGAGUAUGCAAAGACAUUUUACUUAGGAACCAAGCUAAUGACACCAAAUAGAAGAAGAGCUAUAUGGGCAAUAUAUGUGUGGUGCAGGAGAACGGAUGAGCUUGUUGAUGGCCCUAAUGCAUCACACAUAACCCCACAAGCUUUAGAUAGGUGGGAGGCCAGGCUAGAAGAUAUUUUCAACGGGCGGCCAUUUGAUAUGCUUGAUGCAGCUUUAUCCGAUACUGUUACCAGAUUUCCUGUUGAUAUUCAGCCAUUCAGAGAUAUGGUUGAAGGAAUGCGUAUGGACUUGUGGAAAUCCAGAUACAAGAACUUCGAUGAGCUUUAUCUCUAUUGUUACUAUGUUGCCGGUACAGUAGGAUUGAUGAGUGUUCCAAUUAUGGGCAUUGCACCUGAAUCAGAGGCAACGACAGAGAGUGUAUAUAAUGCCGCUUUGUCUUUAGGGAUUGCAAAUCAACUAACCAAUAUACUCAGAGAUGUGGGAGAAGAUGCAAGAAGAGGAAGAGUAUACUUACCUCAAGAUGAAUUAGCACAGGCCGGGCUCUCAGAUGAAGACAUAUUUGCUGGAAGAGUGACCGAUAAAUGGAGGAACUUUAUGAAGAAGCAAAUUCAGAGGGCAAGGAAAUUCUUUGAUGAGGCAGAGAAAGGUGUCUUAGAACUGAGCUCUGCCAGUAGAUGGCCUGUGUUGGCAUCGUUGCUUUUGUAUCGCAAGAUAUUGGACGAGAUUGAAGCAAACGACUACAACAACUUCACAAGGAGGGCUUGUGUGAGCAAGCCAAAGAAGCUUCUCAUGUUGCCUAUUGCUUAUGCAAGAUCUCUUGUUCCCCCAAAAAUUACUUCUUCUCCACAAGCAAAGACAUGAAUGAAUUUGUUGGAGACAAUAUAAUGAGGAAUAUAUACUCAAGUAAAUGAGGCACUUGUAAAUGAGAUAUCUUGCUACAUGUGUAUCAUCAUCAAAAGUAGAUUGUAAAUUCAAUAUGACAACUUCCCGGUAGAAUGUUUCUCCACACUCAAACCCUCAAUUGAGAAAAUUACUUGUUCAUGCAUAGAAUUCAGUAACUUCCUCCUACUGUU
This is a messenger RNA of Lycium ferocissimum, 1958 nucleotides long. Its product is annotated as phytoene synthase 2, chloroplastic. The record is from RefSeq and is a predicted model, not a curated record. The transcript is spliced from 7 exons. Gene Ontology annotation, molecular function: geranylgeranyl diphosphate synthase activity. Bases 430 to 1746 code for a protein of 438 amino acids. Gene Ontology annotation, biological process: carotenoid biosynthetic process. NCBI's taxonomy places the organism in Eukaryota, Viridiplantae, Streptophyta, Magnoliopsida, Solanales, Solanaceae.